AUGAAGGAAAAAUGCCUAAACAAUGUCUACGAAGAACACAAAGCAUUUUUGUGGAUAGAUGAUGAUGAUGAUGCAUCAUUGCUAGUGAAAAAUAUGACGGCAACUUUGUCAUCCGCUGGAACAAUAUCGGUUGAUACAAUUUCUACCACUACGAUGGUACCUCAAACAAGUAGCAUUGAAGCAUUACCUAAAACAAUACCUAUUCCUAUUUCUGAUAUAGUUCAUAGAACAAUACCUAUUAAUAUGAUUCCUCCUUUCGAAGGAAAACAUGAAGUUCGUGCUUCUGAAAUAAUACCUGAAGCAGAUCCUAUUAAUACGUUUGUAAAUACUGAAACAAUAGCUAAAACGGUACCUAUUCCUAACACUUCAACUUAUGAUGCUAUUUCCGGAAUGAAAUCUAUUUUCGAUCAUUCUCCAAAUUCACAUUUACAAUCUGCUAUAUUGGAUAAUAAAAAACCACCAAAUCAAAUUAGUUCUCUGCUGAGGCCUAAUAUUUCUUCUAGUACAAGUACCAUAACGAUCUCAUCAUCUCAAACUAUUGGUACAAUUGAAGCUAAGCUUCCUGAAAGAAGUUUCUUAAUGCCAUAUUUGCAAACUGCGCAAAAAAUUUAUCAACAACAGGAUAAUGAUGAUUUAAAAGUGAAACCAAGCAAUAUUCAAUUGAAGGCAAGUAGUACCAGUCCAGUUAUUACUUACAGUCAAUCAGCACCAAAAACACGAUUAGAUCAAUGGAAACGGGGAAUGAAUCAAAAACAACAACAACAACAACAACUGCAACAAAAAUUAAGUAACCAGGAUUGGAUCGAUAAUAAUAAUGAUAAUCAUAAUGAUCAUAAUAAUAUUGUUAAUAAUAGUAAUACAAUAUUACUACUAUCGUCUAUAAUUCCCAUUCCAUCAUUUUUACUUUUAUUUUUACUUCGAUUACUAUCAUUAUAA
Messenger RNA from Cercopithifilaria johnstoni, 936 nucleotides. The record is from the annotation of a GenBank genome assembly. NCBI's taxonomy places the organism in Eukaryota, Metazoa, Nematoda, Chromadorea, Rhabditida, Onchocercidae.